UUUCAGCAGCUCGAUCACCGCCGAGCCGCAGAAGGCAGAAGCCGCGGCGCGCGGGGACGAGAAACAAGCCAGAGCCUUGUGGUAGACGCUACGCAACGGCGUUCGAGCAACCCCACCUUUGUUAGUGCUUUUAGCGCCGUGGCAGCGAGAACAGCUGCGAGGAGCGGGGUUGAGUCUGGCAGGGUUGCGGCGCUAGCGGGCGCCGAAUACCGCCAAGAAAGACUCCAGUGACCUUCCCAGUGACCUUCGCGAACAUGGACGAGAAUUCUGAAGAGGACGAACAGGAGCGCAAGAAGCGUCUCAAGCGGGAAGCGAAUAGACGCUCCGCACAACUGUCGAGGCAGCGAAAAAAGGCCUUCGUCGAGGACCUCAAAGCCAAAAACGCCGAGUACCUGCACGCAAGGAGCGUCCUCACCAGUGCAUAAAUCAAUAUGUCGUGACGCGUCUCCACCACUACUGAAUCAUGACCUCCACGCCAUCGUCACGACGAUGGCGUGACGUUGUGGUCUACUACCGCUCUGCACCCGACUCACUGUUUGAUUUCCGCACAGGUCCUCGCCUGCCAUCCCGACGCCGUCUUCGCGACCGACGGGUCUGGCGUCAUCGCUUACGCCAAUCCCGCGGCGGCGAAGCGCGCACAUGCCGACGCGACGCGAUUGACCGGAACCUCGUUCCCAAACCUCCUGGACCAGGACUCGCGGCGCCGCUUCGUGGCCGCGCUGCGGGAAUCCGAGGGCGCGCCACCGUCGACGUCCAUUUCGCUGGGCGGUCCGCUGCAACUGAUGAAAAACGGCGCCCUCGAGGUCACCGUCGAGUGCGCGGCGGCGCCGCGGCCCGACGCGCCCGAGGAGCGCUUCGCCGUCGCGGCGGGCCGGCCCGCGCGAAAGCGUGCGCGGGCCUGAGCGGCGUCAAACUACUCUCUCAGUAGAGCCUAAAGAUACGAUACAUCACAUUACGCACGUCUAGCCGCGAAGAGGUGCGCCAGGGAGGAGC
Molecule: messenger RNA, 993 nt
Organism: Pelagomonas calceolata
Lineage: Eukaryota; Pelagophyceae; Pelagomonadales; Pelagomonadaceae
Source: the annotation of a GenBank genome assembly